Molecule: messenger RNA, 12485 nt
Organism: Acromyrmex echinatior (Panamanian leafcutter ant)
Lineage: Eukaryota; Metazoa; Arthropoda; Insecta; Hymenoptera; Formicidae
Biological process (GO): carbohydrate metabolic process; chitin catabolic process
Cellular component (GO): extracellular region
Molecular function (GO): chitinase activity; chitin binding
Source: RefSeq, a predicted model, not a curated record
CCUCCACUACUAUACCGCGCUAGAGAUCUUGGACUCGGCUUCGCGAAGGACUGGAAACGCGGUUCCGGUUGGUGGGGUCCAAUAUCGGUGGCGUGUCCCACGAAGGUGCUGGCAGUAUGAGAGACGACCCAUGAAAGUAACAGUGCGCCUUCCGUCCACCUUCGUUGGCUUGUGGCAUGAUCGCCAGAUAGACUGAGCUAGUCGUAUACUUAUUGUCCUGGAGAACGGUGUUCGUGCCUCGUCCCGCAGGUAUCAAUAGCGCCGCGUCGUCCUUCAGUGUCGUACAGAUACAAGGUCGCGAGUGCAGCAACAAUCGCAUUUUGCCGCUGUGGCUCCGUGCAUCUUAAGCGGAUGAAUCUGAUGCGCGAUGUGUACAAGCUGAGGAUCUCCUGACUGAAAAUCUUGACUAAGUCAUUGGGAGACUAGACCAAACGAUAAACAUGGACUGGGAGGUACGAGCGGCAUCGCUGAUUCUCUGCUUGGGAAUUCUGCUCGCGACAAUACAUGAUGGAAUUGCCGAACGCAGAAUUGUCUGUUAUUACACGAACUGGUCAGUGUAUCGGCCCGGCACAGCGAAAUUCUCCCCUCAAAACAUAAAUCCAUAUCUUUGCACUCACUUAAUCUAUGCAUUCGGAGGUUUCACAAAAGAAAACGCAUUGAAACCAUUCGACAAGUAUCAAGACAUCGAGAAAGGCGGAUACGCGAAAUUUACGGGUUUGAAGACCUAUAAUAAGAAUUUGAAGACGAUGCUGGCGAUCGGCGGUUGGAAUGAGGGCUCCAGCAGAUUUUCACCGAUGGUAGCCGAUUCUGCGAGACGGCGGGAAUUCGUCAAGAACACUGUUAAGUUUCUUAGGCAGAAUCAUUUCGACGGCCUCGAUCUCGACUGGGAAUAUCCAGCGUUUAGAGAUGGCGGAAAACCGCGAGAUAAGGACAAUUACGCCGACUUGGUGCAGGAACUUCGUGAGGAGUUUGAGAGAGAAUCUUCGAAGACCGGAAGAUCGAGAUUGUUGCUGUCGAUGGCGAUGCCCGCCGGUAUCGAAUAUAUCGACAAAGGCUACGAUGUACCCAGACUAAACGAAUACUUGGACUUUAUUAAUUUACUCUCUUACGACUAUCACUCAGCGUACGAGCCCGCUGUCAAUCAUCAUUCACCGUUGUAUCCCCUGGAGGAGGACAACGAAUACAAUUACGACGCGGAAUUGACUAUUGAUUAUACAAUAACUCAUCUCUUGGAGAAAGGCGCGUCCGCAGAUAAGGUCGUUCUUGGAAUACCAACAUAUGGUCGGUCGUAUACGUUGUUCAAUCAAGAUGCAACCGAACUCGGAUCGCCAGCGGAUGGUCCUGGUACCGAAGGAGAUGCUACUCGAGAGAAAGGCUAUCUUGCCUAUUAUGAGAUUUGCGAGAGUAUAAUAGAUACUGACGAAUGGGAAGUUGUUCAACCAAAUCCAAAAGCCAUGGGACCAUACGCCUUCAAAGACAAUCAAUGGGUAGGAUAUGACGACGAGGACAUAGUCAAAUUGAAAGCUCAUUAUGUGAAUGAGAAGAAAUUGGGAGGUAUUAUGUUCUGGUCGAUAGACAAUGACGAUUUUCGUGGGAAAUGCCACGGUCGACCUUAUCCAUUGAUUGAGGCUGCCAAAGAGGCAUUGCUUACGGAUAGGUAACCUUAUAUAUUAGAUAAUCGGAAAAAGAUCCGCACUCAAAAUACGCAAAGCAGCACUCGUAAAUCGAGUAUAAGCAACCGAAGAAGUAGCACUACAUCUGCUCCGAUUAUCAGCAAACGUGUAUCCUCUUCAAGACCAAAAUACCGUACCAUUUCGCAAGCGAGCAAGGAGGAACAGGAAGAUCGGGAAGUAUCUAGAAGAUCAUAUGAUCCAUCAUCAGAUGAAGACACAGAGGGUAGAAACACUGUAAGAGUCACAGAGAAAACCGAGCGACCGAAAAGUCAAAACAGGAGUAAAACGCAAAGCGGUGCUGCCGAUCGUACUACUCGUAGAAAGCAUUCCAGACGUAAGGGACAAAACAAGGCUGGUGAGAAUGAGGAAUCCAUAAGCAACAAGCUAACAACUCCCGAACCACCAACUACACCCGAUCCAGGAACUGAUUUUAAAUGUGAGGAUGAAGGCUUCUUCCCGCAUCCUCGUGAUUGCAAGAAAUAUUUCUGGUGUCUUGAUAGUGGUCCCGGUGGACUUGGCGUAGUUGCGCAUCAAUUCAUCUGUCCAUCAGGAUUGGUAUUCAACAAAGGGGCGGAUUCUUGUGAUUAUCCGCGUAACGUAAUUUGUCCCAAGACGUCGAAAACAUCGAUCGUCUCUACAACUAGAUCGCCCAUUACGGCCGCGACAAGUCGAACAACUUACUUGCACAGCACAACAACCACACGAGAUGAGGAAAACGAAGAAGUGGAAGAAGAGGAGGAGGAGGAGGAGGAGAAGCGUAAGAAACAACCGAUGACUACCACAACAACGAGACCACUCGUGUAUAAAACACUCACCAGAAAUAGACCAAGUACCACUACUACUACGACGACCACUUCGAAACCAAGUGAACCAGAAAGAGUUGAUAGCGAAGACGAGGAAGAUCCAAAGGUUAUCAAAGAACUCAUCGAUCUUAUUAAAAAAGCUGGAGGAAUAGAAGAGUUGGAAAAGCAAUUGCUAUUUCAAGAAAAGAAUUCGGAUACCAAAUCAGGCAGCGAAAGUAUCACACCGGCUACGAUUAGUCGUAGUUUAUAUGAACGUGUACUGAAUCGCCAAACGAAUAAAAUUGGUAAUCAUCGACCUGUGUUAUCGUCCUCGGAAACCAGUUACGUGAAUGGACCAGGAAGAGCACAGUUCGAAGGUUUGGACGAUAUCCCUGAAGUGAAGAGUCUCAGACGAUCACAGAAACCUCAAUAUGUCACCAUCGAAAGAUCCAAAUCGAUCACGAAAGAAUCUUCAUCCGAGAACGAAGAUAUCAAUGAGAACGAGGAAGACAACACUGAUGUAGCUUCCUUUGAAGGAAAAAGCAUCAGUAACCCGUUAGAAGAUAUCUUAUCCACUCAACGAGUGACGCCAAGUUACGUAAAUAUUCGACGAACGCGACCUUCCACCACGACAUCUAAAAUCGAGAAUGACGUGGAAGAGAAGGAAAUUGAAAUCGAAGAGGAAAAAUCGACUCGCAGACGACGACCGAUCGUUUCUUCAAAACAACAUGAUAAUGAAGCAAGCUCUGAAACGUCUAAACCUUUUCGAAAUCGUGAUUCAGGUUUCAGAAAAUCAGAGAAAAGAGAAGAUAAAAGCACGAAUCAAUCAGCAGACAAAGAUAAUGAUUCAUCAACAACCAAAACUAGGUACUCCAAUAUACAAAGAUUCAGAAGUACCACUUUGAAAACUUCGGAAGGAACUUUGUCUAGCAUAAUACCUUUAUCAGAGAUUAGCGAGACGACUUCACCAACGAGAUUAGAAGAGUAUCCAGAGGUAUCUAAGAAAACAGUCAGUACGACCGCUUCGUUGUCUACGACACCUGCAACGACUACUUCAACUUCUACCGAGGUUAUCACCACAAUUAGUGUCGAACCGCCAGAAAAUCCAUCUAAUGUUAGCUCUAGAACGGACAUCGACUCCACUACUGACUCGAUGAAACUGGUGGAAGAUUCGGCGACGGAGAUCUUAUUUACAACGUUGCCGGCAAUUAGCAGUAGUUCAAGUCAGUCGACGACGACAACAACAACAACGACAUUAGCAAGCAGAUCGACGAUCGCCGCGGUUUCGCAACCGCGACCGUUCGGUUUUACCAGACGAAGAUCCGGUUCAUUAGAAGCGACGACGACGGCUACGACUCCAUUGAGCAAGUUCAAGGUGAGUAUUACACCGCGAAAUUCUACGCGUCCGUCCAAUCCGGUUCUGGGGCGAGUUCGAUUAAGGACAAAACCAGUCAAACGAGUUACCGAGGAGGAGUUAGUGGAUCAAGUGGACAUUCCACGUGCGGAGACUUCCACAUCCAGGAGCAAGGAUCUUAAUAGAUUACGUGGCAGGGGAUCCAACAGGUACACUCCACCAACGUCGAGAUCAAAGACGCAAGACGUUUCCGCGAACUCCGUCCCAGGUCUCAGGUACAGAGAAAGAGGCAGAACAACAGCUUCAACUACCGUUGGUACAGUUACCACUGAUGAUGUUAAGAGAAGAUAUCGAAGACCUAGCAGAGUUAAUAACCCAGAAACUAUUAAAGCUAAUGAAUUGGAUGAUAGCCCGAUAGUAAGAAUAACACAAGGUGAUUCUAGAAAAAAUCCAUUGUAUCAAUCGCGAUCUGACGAGGAGAAUAAUAAAAUAACGAACAUCAGGGUAUUUAGAAAGCCGACUGUUAAUCGCGAGUUGUAUGACAGAACGAAGUACACGAGAAAGAGAAACAACGUGGAAGAGUCGUUGCAAAAAGUAAAUGAUGACUUGAAUCAAAAACACAUAGCAUCGAUGACAGUAAAAGCUUUCAGAACAGGUACUUCUGCGGAAGCUGACAGGAUUGAGGGAAACGAUUUGUUGAACGGCGUUGAUCAAUCAACCGCAAAAAAUGAUUCCGUUGUUGAAUCCAACACUAUCCAGCCGAUCUACGAUUUGAAACCAAUCACGCAAAUUGAUGUAACAACUAUAUCUAGCAAUAAAGUAGAUGCGAGCAACCAAUCCAAAGAUACUGUUACCACAACGACCACUCGCAUCGAAACUCAUCAAUUUAAUCCUGAUUUGGUAACGAUUGUUUCUACCGAACGCGCCUUUGAUGUUGCAGAAAAAACAUCGGGAACGCCAAGAAAACGAAAGGUUUUCCUAAGAAAGAGACCGAUAUCAUCGAGCACAGUUGUUAAUAUUAUUGAAACAGACGAAGAAGAAACAUCUCAAGGGCCUCGCAGACGAAAAGUGAUAAAACGUAAACGUCCGCUUCAAAAUACUUCAACAUCGAUUGAAGUUCCCCUCGAAGAAGAAGAAGAAGAUUCGAGUCUUCUUUUAAAAUCGACGACUCCAAUGGGAAGCGAUAAAGAUGUUGAAAAAUCGACAGUUUCUAUUAAUCAGACAGAGGUUACUUUAAUAAGCCAAAAUACUGAAGAAUCGACGAUUGUUACUGAUUUAACCGGACUUACGAGAGAAAUGGAAGAUUCGACUUUGACUGUCACGGAAACCACCUUGUCUACAGAUUACAACCCUGAUGGUUUUACGAAGGUUACUUUGGAGACUCCCGCGAUUGAAACCACAACGAUAUCAGGCGAAGAAGUUACAGAUAUUUUCAGCACUGCUACUAUAUCAACGAUUAAUACAGAUGCUGAUGAGAUUCAGCGGUCAACAAUUGAAAUGGAUACCGAAGUUACUACAAUUGAAUCAACGUUGGCGACAGGCACUACUUAUAACACUGAAAGCAUGUUUUUAGAAGAUGCAUUAAUACCGUCUACUGAAGCUGAGAAUUUAUCCACUACUCGCGUGCAAACCACCACGUUGUCCACAUCGGAUUCAGAUUCAGCUACUACUCGUACACAAGCAACUACUACACCAUUUACGACGGAAUCAGAUUCCUUUUCAGCUACAAGACCGAGUUCCGAUUCGAGAUACGCACCUUAUAUUGAGGAUGUUGAAGACCGUAAAGUCGGGAGAACAGAGUUUACAGAAAAUAAUACGUAUCGAUUAACACCGAUUGUUACUCGCGGGCCCGAGAUUCGGCCACGAUACAAGGUUCCAAUAAUAUUGAAGAGGCCAUUCGAUCCUGAAGAAGCUUUAUCGCCGAGGCGAUAUCCUCCAUUAGAUUCUGCACCUGAAGAAUCCGAGGAGACACCAGAGACGAGGGAUGCUAGGCUGAGACAAUCCGGCUUCCGGCAGCCGCGAAUGCGUUAUAAGCUUCUAAAUCGGAAUAAUGUUAAAAUCGAGGAAAAAACUACGCAGCCGAGUCCGGACUCUACGAGCACUUGGCAAUAUUUCAGAACACGUUCGUAUCCAAAACGUACGUCAACCAGUACGGAAGCGGCAGUCACAGAGACUUUGAUACCGAUGAAAAAAUUUGAUUACGUUGCGGAUGCUUUCCAUCGGAAACAGCAAUCACUGAGAACAACAACGCCAAGGAGCAACGAUUUUUUUGACUCACAAAAUUUAAUUGAUCCAUAUUAUACUACAGUAAAACCAUCCGUAACUAGAUUGGUAACCUCGGUAACAGAAUCCGGUACCACGGAGCGGCAGAAGAUCCUCAUCAAGACCAAGUAUUCGUCACUGACAUCGACCACGAGGAUACCAGCGGAUCAAUUCCCUCCAACAACUCCGUUGUCAACUUUGACUGGAGUCAACGAUGACCCUGCCAACGAAGUUCGUCAUGGUGUCGAGCGAUCCACCUUGCCCAUCGAGGGCGAGUUCAAUUAUCGUUAUAAUGAUCGAUUUACUACAGAAUCUUAUGAGUCUUCGACUAUCGAGAUCGAGUCAGUAUUCAGCAAUCUGAUCGCCGAAAGCGCGCUGCAUUAUUCUGAUUUUCAGGUCGCCGAUUCGGAAGCUAUUAGGCUGCCGACUCUGAAGGAACUGAUUGGCUAUCCGACGACUUACUACGACGAUCGUACUGCUACGACGUCGUCAUCCGUACUCUUGCACUUGUUGCGUAACGAAGUGGACAACGAUAUUAGCCAGCAGAACGUCGAGAAGUUGUUGAGAGAAACAGACGAGUCGCAAGACGGUGAAAAAGAGAUCACCCAAUCACCGAGAGACAUAAAUGAAGAAACCGGCGAUUCGUGGCUGCAACAAGCCUCGGAAAACAGAGCGAGAUCUCGCACUUUAAGAAAAGACGACGUUACAAACUUUGAUGAACAAGUUUCAGUCACGAACAUUAUUCAAGAAGACGAGACUGAACGAAAGACGUCUACCAAUUCGAUGUAUUUGAAACCAACGACAAUGCGCGGCAUUUCUCUCGUUAGUCUGAUUUCCAAUCCAGUAAUGCGUGGAUUUUACAUCACCAGAAGCGAAAAUGUAUCAUCAAUAUUGGUGGAUAAUUCUACACCACUUUACACAACGACUGAUAUUCCCGUUGAACAGCAGACGGAAACUAUUUUAAUUUCCGACGUUUCUAUGCCUGAUGAGACUGUUACUGUCGCUUAUAAUGAUCAGAUUGAAUCGGGACCUAAUAUUCUCGACGACAAUGUAAAUAUCAUUAACGACAAAGGUAUCGAUAUUCACGAAGAGAAAUAUUCCGUACCCAAUUCUUCAAUGACUUUCUCAAACCCUGAGAUUUCAAAUCAUGAAAAAUCUGACUUAAUUACAGUUCUUGUCGAUGAGCCAACGUCCAAGAGAGAAAAAUCGUUGCACAAUUUUAAUCAUAUGACGCCACUUUUUAACUCUUACGUCGCAUCUUCGACAACGCCGACAAGACGAAAAAUCGCCCUCGAUGUAAAUAGAUCCAACGAAGCCAUCACGCCGUUGUGGACGGGCAGACGUAUAGUGGUAAAGAAAAGAAAUAGGACUACCGUUUCACCAAUCAAGGACGCUAUAAGACAAACAGAGAGCGAUUCUAUUUAUGCCGUAACGAACACUUUAAGAAGCGCUUCUUUAACUGAAGCUUCAACUUUGGCUUCAAGAAAUAAACUUUCUACGGCUUCGACCAUAUCGACAACUUCUCUAACGGUAUCCGAUGAUUUUACGGCAUUUCCUGAAAUUUUAAGCGUUUACAAUAAUCUUGCGAAUUCUAACGCCAAAACUGAAGAGUCAGAAAGCAAUGUAACUGAGACAGUGACUUUAACAAAUUCAAUAAUCGCAGCGACUCCUUUAAAAACUAUUCCAUCAAAUGAUGACACAACUGCUGAUAUUUCAACGUUUUCAGAUGAUUCUACAAUCAUGAAUGUUCCUGUAGUUAACGCGUCUGUUACGACGUCAUCGACGAUAGCAGUUUCAAAAGUACCCACAGUUGCGACUGUCAUAAUCUAUACACCCACAACUAUAAGUACUGAAGUUGAAACUACUCCAAAUUAUUCCGUAACUGAUAAUUCAAUAAUUGAAAAUGCAAUUCUAACUGAUCCUGAAACUACGGUUACGUUCGCAGCAAAUACUGAAAGUGAAAUUCCUUCUACAAAUGUAAAUAUAAUUCCGGAGACUACUACAAUUGUAACAGAUCAUGUAACCGAUACAGUAACGAAUAAUUCUAAUGCCAAAACUGAAGACUCGGAAAGCAAUGUAACUGAGACAGUGACUUUAACAAAUUCAAUAAUUGCAGCGACUCCUUUAAAAACUAUUCCAUCAAAUGAUGCCACGACUGCUGAUAUUUCAACGUUUUCAGAUGAUCCUACAAUCAUGAAUGUUCCUGUAGUUAACGCGUCUGUUACGACGUCAUCGACGAUAGCAGUCACAGUUUCAAAAGCACCCACAGUUGCGACUGCCAUAAUCUAUACACCCACAACUAUAAGUACUGAAGUUGAAACUACUCCAAAUUAUUUCGUAACUUAUAAUCCAAUAAUUGAAAAUGCAAUUCUAACUGAUCCUGAAACUACGGUUACGUUCGCAGCAAAUACUGAAAGUGAAAUUCCUUCUACAAAUGUAAAUAUAAUUCCGGAGACUACAAUUGUAACCGAUCAUGUAAAUACAGUAAUGAAUACUGGAGUCGUAACUACAUCCAGACCAGUAACUGCUAAUGCGCAGGAAAUUGUAAAUGAUUCUGCAAAUAUGACUACAGUGCAAAUUACAAAUACUAAUAUUGGUAUUACUUCCUCAAAUUAUUCCGCAGAUGCAAUUUCAACAACUAUAAGUACGCACGAUGUAAUUGAUUCUACAACCUUGGUUACAGCUGCAAGUGUUACAGCUGAAACAUUUUCCAUAACUAAAAAUUAUUCCACAUUCACUACAGUUAAUAAUGCUACAAUUCCCGUUACUACUUCACCUUUAACAGUCAUUCCUUCAACUGUGAACACGCAACAUAUACAUGCAACUACACCCAUGACAACGAAUAAUCUCGCAGAUAUAAAUACUGUAACGACAAAUAUAAUGACUACGCCUCUUAAUGUAAUUAUUCCAACGACUACUGAUCUUAAUGUAAUUACAUCGUCUAUAAAUACAAACAUUCCUUUCACUUCUUCAACCAGCGAGAUCUCGCCAAUUAUGAUUCUAUCUAAAAAUAAUUCUGUGACUUCGCCCAAGACUCUCAUUACGAAUACAGAUAUAACUUCAACAAAUUCAGAUGUUUCUACAAUUUUAACGCCUGAAUUCUCUACAAUAUAUCUCGAAAAUUCAAAUAAUUUUAAUAGCAGCAAUUCCGAGAUAUUAGCCGCUACAACAAUUGCAGAGAUUACUGAAAUUACUGAAAUUCCCAUAACGUUCGAAAUCCCUUCAACAUUUACUUCGACAGCAUAUCCAAAGCCUCAUUCUAGUAUAAAUUUCGAAGCAUCAUCUGUUGUAACAACUACAUUGUCAACCCAAGGGGAUGAAAAUUCCUCUACUCCAGUAAUCACUCAAAUUCCUUCAACUCCCCUUUCAAUCACAACAUUAAUUACUAACAAAACGAUUGUAGCUGUAGAACAAUCUACAGCUCCUACGCCCUUUGCGACUACUGACGAAUUGAUUGCGAUAAACUCCACUAUUCGAACAACUACGGACACUUAUAAAUCAGAUUUUGUACGAACAAUAAGUGAAGAGUCUUUAACGUUAGAACAGAAGACAGAUGUUAAGGAAACUUCAAUGAAAAUACCAAGUCAAACUGAAGAUCAAACAAUUGCAACUAUUAGCAAAUUGAGUUCUGCCCAAACAAUGAGGAAUGAGUUUACAGCUCCAGAAAUAAAGGUGUCAGAAGAAACUAUUUCAAAGAUUACAGAAAAUCAAAAACAGAAUCAAACGGAACUCAACACAACCAAUUAUCAAUUCAAUCAAAAAACUGCUAAACGUCGCGUUUUAAAUCGAACAAACAAUUGGCUUGGAAGUCCUACAACAUUACAAAGAACUAAUGAAUAUCCUCGACGUCAGGUUACAUUGUACCGUAGACGAUUACAAAGACCUGCUGCUCAUAUUUCGUCUUCAAAAGCGAUCGAGAAGAAUCGUAAAAGAAGAAUCAUACAGAAAAGAAUCAGAAUUAAUUCUGAAGCGUUCAAUAAUACUAUUAGAUCCGAUCAAGAUACUGUUGAUGUUCAAAAUAUUACUGAUCAUGCUUAUAAUCAGGUAGAAAAUAUGAGAAGAAGGAAAGUUGUACUAAAGAAAAGAAUCAAGGAAGAAACGAAUACCAUUUUACCCACAGAAGAAACAACAGUAUUUCUUCAGACAUCUACCAUUAUUGAGAAUGAAACACUUCAAACUCAUUAUGAGAAUGAAAAUAUCAAAGAAAAACAAGAAGUUAUAUUGAAAGAAUCUAAAGAAAGUUUGUUAACAACAAAAAACAUCAGUAUCAAUUCUAGUUCUGCUAAUAAGAGUUUUCCAGAUAAUAUUCAAAAUAAUCUUUAUGUAGUUAAGGAUUUUUCUAAACUAGAAAAUCCGAAAAAUAAACCUAAAUCCGAGGAAAAGAACCUAAUCGAAGGAGAGAGGGUAGAUUUUGAUUCUAUCAAUACAAAUCUGCGAGAUAAUUUUCCGAAAAGUUCUUACGCAGAUAAGAAUCUUUCUGACAAAAGAAUCGCAAGAAGAAGGAUGAGAGUUAUAAAGAAUGUUAGAUCUAAAAUUGAAGAGAAGAAUUCCACGAUUGAAGAAACAAAUCCUGAUUUUGCCAAUAAAAUAAAUUUUCAAAAUAAUUUUUUAAAUAAUCAUAACAUAAGUCAGAAUUUUUCUAAUGAGGAAAAAACAAGAAGAAAAAUGAGAGUUGUAUUCAAGAGAAUUAAAUCUAAAUCUGAAGAAGAGGAGACAAAGACUGAAAAAGCCAGUACAGAAGAUGAUUUUACCAAUGAAAGUCUCCAAGGUACUUUUUCUAAUAAUUUUUACAGCGCUAAGAAUCUUCCUAUUGAAUAUAGGACUAGAAGAAUGAGAGUUGUAUUAAAGAGCGUCAAACUUAAGUCUGAUCCGGAAAAGAAUUCAAUGGUUGAAGGAAUGAUUGUAGAUCAUCCUAAUUUCACCAAUGGAAAUUUUAGAGACACCUUUUCAAAUAAUUUUCGCGAAAAUUUUCCUGUCAAACAUGGAACUAAAAGGAGAAUGAGAGUUGCAUUGAAAAGCAUCAAGCCUAGAUCCGAGGAAAAGAAUUCAACAAUUAAACAAACGAGUGUAAAUUCUGAUUCUAAUUUUUCCGCUAAAGAUUUUCAACAUAAUUUUUCAAGUAACCUUCACGAGAAUCUUUUUAAUGGAGAAGACGCACAAAGAAGAAUGGAAGAUGCAUUGAAAAGUGUCAAGUUUACAUCCAAGGAAAGAGAUUCAGUAGCUGAAGAAACUGUCGCUUCUGAUUUUGCUAGGAAAGAUUCUCAAGUACUUAACACGUUCCACUUUUUAAGUAAUCUUCAUAUGGGCAAUAAUCUUCCCGACAAGAAAAAGAUGAUGAAGCAUUCUAAAUCCGAGGAAGAGGAGGCGAUGACCAAACAGGAAGACACGGAGUCGCAGAUCACGAGGACGUCUGUUCCGGUCGAGAAGGACACUGAUCGAUUUUCGCUCGAGGUGACGAACGAUAAAUCAAUUAAUCGCAACUCAGAAAGUGGACAUUCUAAUAGACGUAGGAAACCGACGCCGUUCACAACGAUCGCUCCGCUAACCAACACCUUAUCGAAUACAGUUCGAAGACGUAGACCGGUUGAGACCACAAUAUCAUCGAGGAUAGAUUUCGUCGACGCAUUCGAAGGCACCGAGUCCUAUGUUAAGCCGGCUACCGUCUUGCAUGAUCAGAAUGCAGACGUGUCCGAUCAAAGCAUCCGCGCCCAAGAAUUCGCGGUGACGCUAUCGGACCCGCCGUCCUCGACGUCAGACAUUGGUCGAACACCGUUAAGGGAUGUCGAUAGGCGCAAGAUAAGCACCACCGUGAUACCUAGAACAGAUCUUACGACCAGUAGGACAGUUUCAAGGUAUGAUACGAACUUUCGAAGCCGCCAGAGAUCUCAGACGAAAGACAGGCCUACGGUGAACGCGACUACAAGACCCAGAAGACCGCCAGUGAUCGACUAUGAUUAUUACGAGGACGAGGUGCCGAGUGUCAUCGGUAAAUCUGUCCUCAACAGUAAACUCUUCCUCACGAGUAAGGGUACCAUACGUUGCAUGGACCAGGGCAACUUCCCGCAUCCGUACUCGUGUAAAAAAUUCAUCACUUGCGCUCGUAUGGUGAACGGUCAGGUGAUCGGAACCGAAUACACUUGUCCCGACAAGCUGUCCUUCGAUCCGGUCGGCGGUAUCUGCAAUUGGUCCGCCGGUCUCGGUUGUAAGGACUAAUAGAGGCUUUGCUUCAAUCACUCGACAGUUCGACAGAAAGAAAUUAUUGCAUAGGCUCGAUUACAUCAAUAUCUCCUAGAAUUCCCUCUCUUUUGUUUCUAUUACGUGACACUACAAACUGAAAAAAGAUAGUAAAAGUAUUAAAUUAAGUUUAAUAUCGAUACAAUUGAACAACCUCAAUUUUAUUUCUUAGAGUUAAAU